Parnassius mnemosyne (clouded apollo) is the source of this 654-nucleotide messenger RNA. The record is from the annotation of a GenBank genome assembly. Lineage: Eukaryota; Metazoa; Arthropoda; Insecta; Lepidoptera; Papilionidae.
AUGACAGUCCAACAGCUUAACUCGAAUAUUUCUGACGACUCUGAUGAUAUGGUUAGUUUACCAUCCGAAGAAGAAGUUUACAGACGAAAAUACCAGUUAUUGUUAGAACGAUGUGAAGUAUUACAACAGGAUAACGAAAGAAUUGUAAACAGGAUACAUGAAGUAAAGAAAAUUACAAAGCGCUACAGGAAAGAUAUAAAACUACUGAUUGAGCGAUUGGAUAAACAUGGCGAUCCAUUCAGAACAACGUCAGUGGAAAUAGAUGUAAAGCCUGAAUUGACGUCGCGAAUUGCUCGUCCUGUAGCCAAGGCACAACCUUUUGUACGAAUCGCCGAAAAACAAAAUUCUAGUGGUGGCAAGAAGCCGGGGUCUAAGAGAAAAAGUAAAGCUGAUAAGCCUGAAAGAGACCCGAAUGCUCCAAAAAAGCCAUGUAAUGCCUUUUUCCAAUUUUGUCAAGAACAGAGGCCCUUGGUUGUAGCAGAAACAACUUCAGAAAUGGGGGCAGAACCUACUAAACAAGAAGUAACACGACAAUUAGCAUCAAGGUGGAGAUCCCUAACAAAUGAUGAGAAAAGAGUGUAUGUGGCUAUGUUCGAGAGAUCAAAAGAAAAGUAUGCAGAAGAAAUGUCAGCCUAUAUAAAAAAGGAGCAAUGA